GUCACAUCUUGCUACCCAUGUGUCAACUGUAGUUCUCGGACUGCUGUUCAUACUGCCUGGUAUAGUAAAGACAGUGCGCUUGAAUACAACACUUUACCGAGAGAUGUUAAAGACAUUCAAGAAUUUCACUGAAGUAUCACCACUAAGGCAUAUUGGAGUGAUACCUAGUCCUCAAAUCUACAUGCAGUCUAUGGGAGUUUUUGAACUAUUGCUAGGCACUACGUUGGUUGUUGGACAUGUAUCGUUCAAGAAAUUCGCUUGUCUGGGAAUUAUGGCUCUUAUGCUGCUCACAACAUAUUGUCAGGUCGCCUUAAAAGAUUACAGUGCAGUAAGAACAGAGUGAUUGCUUAAUUUUUAUUGCCUUCAGACCAUUGUGCCUUGUGGAUACUUUUGCCUUCUUAGCAGGUUAUAUUUCUCCCUGGACAAACUUGAAGAUCGACGAGUAAAAUAAACUGAUUAAACUUUUAUGAAUCUUCUAUUAUGUACAUAACACAAUUUCGAUAUCUUUCGUUUUAUUCCCCGAGUGCUUCCAAAUAUAUUUUUUGUUGCGAA
Molecule: messenger RNA, 552 nt
Organism: Schistosoma intercalatum
Lineage: Eukaryota; Metazoa; Platyhelminthes; Trematoda; Strigeidida; Schistosomatidae
Source: the annotation of a GenBank genome assembly